Messenger RNA from Mytilus trossulus (common blue mussel), 1317 nucleotides. RefSeq lists its product as uncharacterized. Lineage: Eukaryota; Metazoa; Mollusca; Bivalvia; Mytilida; Mytilidae. The record is from RefSeq and is a predicted model, not a curated record. Bases 32 to 1009 code for a protein of 325 amino acids. The transcript is spliced from 4 exons.
ACGUGGUCGAUGUCUCCCAUGUAAACAUAAUAUGUAUGGUGUUUUAUGUAGUGAAACAUGUGACUGUAAUCCUGACGAGAGGUGCGAUAAUAAGGUGGGAUGUAUUUCAAAGAGCACAGAGAGCACAGUGUCAGUUAAUCUUUCAAAUGAAACAGUCACUGGAAAACAGACCAAUACCUUGAAAGAUAGAAGUUCAAACUUUGAAUGGAUAAUAUAUACAUUGUGUAUAACUGGGUUAACAAUUUUGACGGUUAUGGGUAACAUAUUACAUAAAAAAAGAAAACAGCGAUCACUUAAACUAAAAAUCAAUGCAGAAAUUGAUUUGGAAUCGUUUCAACCGACCCCAUGUAAUGGCAUCUAUAGUGAGGUCGACGAAAACCCGUUAAGAUUUGAUACAACGGAACUGAAUGUUGCAUUACAAGCAUCUUUAAGGAAAUCUGUUAAUUUCGUAUCACAGGGGAGACAAUCUAUUACAACAGAAAUCGAAGAUGAUGAAACGACCGGAUACCUUGACGUAUAUUUCGAUAUGGAAAACGACAUUACAAGAAAAAAAGAUGAAAUACCUCACGAAAGCUUUCCAAAUAUUUCAGAAAACUCAGACGUUGUGGGAAAUGACAAUAAAGAAUGUCACAAACCUUACACAGUACUUCUAGACAAUCGCCAAGGAGACUCGAAUGCGUGUGAAGUGAUAGCUACGGAGCAUCAAUGUAGUGAAAAUUCUUCAACGUCAGAAAAAGAAGCUACAAGUAAUGUAUAUCCUGAUAUGUUCAAAACUAUACAAACCGAUAAACAAAUACAACACCAAGCGAACGCAAAUCUGCUAUCACCAAAAAUUACUACAGUAAAUGAACCAGCACUACAGGAAGCUAGUCCAUCGGUAGACAAAACUUGUAAUUUACAGGAUUGCACAAACAAGUUUGUCAAAUCGGAGAAAAGAAUUGACAGUGUUUGUGUUAUCGACUCCAACGAAGAUAAAUCGUUAGAUGUAGAAAAGUCGAAAACACUUUGAUAGAAAACAAUUUGAGUAUAGAUAAGAUACAGCAUUUUCUUUCCAAAAAAGGAUGCAAAUAUCAUUUUAAAUGUGAGUGAUUUCAGACUUUUUGUAUACUAAAUUCUGGUAAAGUCUGUUAUGACAAGGAGUAUUCAGUAGUACCAUACAAGAAAAGAUUAACUCUUGAACUUACAUGUAGUUAUCUUGCAAUCAAAUUGUGUUUAUAUCCGAAUUCUUCAUAAAUAUUUAAACCGGUUUUGUUGCAUAAUGGGAGUAUAUCGUGUAAUCUAGGUUAUAUUUGUCACACAGACGGAAUAAAAGGAGGA